Molecule: messenger RNA, 951 nt
Organism: Laccaria bicolor S238N-H82
Lineage: Eukaryota; Fungi; Basidiomycota; Agaricomycetes; Agaricales; Hydnangiaceae
Exons: 2
Source: RefSeq, a predicted model, not a curated record
AAAGGCUGGUUAGGAUGGACAAAAACACACGGUUUCUUUAUCCAAAUGGGAGGGUUCAGGCUUCUCAGAACGGACGAUACCCCUCCUCGUGUCCUUUCCCCAGAAGAAUUCGAGGUUUUGCUCGAGACUGGACAAAUUGGUUUCCCCUCAAUCACAGAAGAAGAGAUAGCGGACAAGAGCAAGGGCGACAUGCUUUCUAAAAGUUUGGUGGUAUUCCAAACGUUUUGGUUCUUCGUUCAAUGCAUCGCGCGUGGAGUGCAAGGGCUCGUCAUAACAGAACUUAAGCUCGUAACGUUGGCGUUUGCGGCUUUGAACGGAGUGAUGCAUUUCUUCUGGUGGCACAAGCCUCUCGACGUGCGGAGUCCUGUGACCAUACAUUUAAAGGAGGCUACGGAAUCAAACCUGGUCAUAGGUCAUCUUCCUGUGCAGCAGGAGAACUUGAGAUCCCCCGACAGUGACCUUGACGGCUGCGUGCCAGAAGAGGUGGUCGACAAGAAAGCCACGAAGACAACCCCACCCUCGUUUUCUGGUCCGCUGCGUCGCAAUAACAGCCGCGUCCCCACCUACUACGCGCACAAAUUUGACUGCGAAUGGGAAUGGGAAUUAAGGAUCCUGGUCGUAUGCACCCUCUUUGGUGUGGUCUUUGGAAGUAUCCAUUGUAUCGCCUGGGCAUUUACUUUCCCUUCGCACGUCGAACGUGUUUUGUGGCGGACAGCAUCCUUGAUCGUCACUUGUGUGCCGUUGCUUAAUGCCCUACUGUCCAUUCUAUAUUCCUCGUUGUUCGAAAGCCUCUGGCAGUCGGCGGUGGAGUACUCGAUCGCUGCAGGAUUCGUCCUCUAUGGAUUGGCUCGGAUGGUGCUGCUCGUCCAGGCGUUCACUUCGCUGCGAGCGCUUACACCUCUCGCGUACGAGACUGUCCAGUGGACAUUUUUCAUCCCCCAUAUUUUUUAG